UGUCAUUUGUGUUUCGGUUUUGAACAACUAGCGGUGGUCCAGUUGUUUGAAAAGUGUUUGAAAAUAGUAAUUUUUUUACUUUAAUAUAUAGAUAUAUAGUGUUUGUAAAAUUAAAUAGUAUUCAAAAAUGUCUGGACAAUGGGAAGUAGUAACUAAAAAACGCGAUAAGGGAAGUAAACUGCCAGUACCAAAAGUUAAUAAUCCAAAGGAAAUAAAAAAUAAUAAAAACAUUCUCAAUGGUGUAAAAAUAGAGGAAGUUUUGCCAAAAGCUCAGGUACAGAGCCUUUAUGGUAAAUCGAAAGAAAAUAAAGUUCAAGACAAAAAUAAACCUAAGGAGAGUGUGAAGAAAGCAGCUGUUAAGAAAGAUAAACCUGUGGAACCACCAAAGCCUAAGCCACCGAAGUCCAUUGAAAGUGCUCUUAAUUCUAUCGAUGUUAACGAAUUUAAAGAUAUAUAUGAAAAAAAUAGAAAUCAUUUUCCUGAUGCUCCUAUUGUAUGGUUGAAGGAAUUACUGCAGUAUUUAAAUCAAAAGAUUCCCAUCGAGAGCCAUGAUCCAGUUUUUGCAUCAAAACCUGUUAACUACCCUCUCAAUGUGGUUCCUUCUGAUUUACUCUCUAUCAUAGAAAAAGCAGUAAAAGAAGCAGGAAAAAACAAUGCUCAGUUGUUUUUCGACAUAUGCUUAACUUCUAUGGCUACUGAUAUGAGCAAAGGUCUUCCUUCGAUAGGAUAUAAAAUAUUUUUACAAUAUAUUGCCUUGCAAGAACCACGUUUAGUUACAGAAAAUCUUCAAAAACACGUUAGUCUAAGGAAUUCGUAUCAAAAUAGACCUAACAUUGGGCAAUCUAUUCUUUGGGGCGUGAGCCAUGUCGGAUAUAAAGAUUUCAGCAGUGGGUUGAUAGUUUUUCAAGAUCUAUUUCUACCCUUGAUAGACAUGAAGAACUACUCCCGCUACAUUCUCACUUAUUUAGUAAACCUAAUCAAGAACACCAACGAAAAAUCACUUACACUGGAAGAAUCUUUAUCGAUAUUAAACAUUGUUUACAGCAACAGAAAGAACAUGCCCAGUGAUUUGGUACAAGAAGUGUCGAACAACGUCGCUCGUAUUAAACCUUUAAACUCUAAAAAAGGCAGCUCUAACAUUGAAAUAAUGCUCAAGAAUAUCGUAUUAAAUAAUAAUGCCUCAUAUCAAAAGUGCCUGUGUGAUAUUUUAGUGGAAGCUUUCCACCAAGAUCCUUCGGCUUUGGCUGCUUGGAGUAAGGCUUACUCUAAAAAUGUACAAUCAAGUGCCGUAGUUCUUGAACAUAUAAGCAAUAACUGGUCCACGGUAUCACAUAAGAUCAACAAAAGUGCUUUAACUAAUUUACUCAAUAAUUUAAGUACGGCAAACGUAGAAUUAUCUUCGAAAAAACGUAAGGAAGAAGGACUGAAAUCCAGUAUUAACUCUAUACAGAAAAUCCAAGAGAAAUUGGCAAUCAAAAAGAAAGGAGGUUUUCCAUAUAAACUUUUAAUUCUGUUGACAUUGGCAGUUGGAGGUGCAAUUUCUUAUGAUAUCAAACAACAUGGCAGUUGGAAUGAUUCUCUUACAAGGAAAACGUUAAAAGAAUAUAAAGUAUGUGAAUACUCACAUUUGGCGAUAGACAGAGUUAAGAGCGGAUUACAUUGGACAAGUGAAAAAAUUGAAGAACAGUUCCCAGGUUUGCAACAAAAUGUUGCCGUCUUUUCAGAACCUUACGUUGAGUUGCUCGUUAAUCUAGGAAAGAUUGGUCGUAACGUCGCAUUUAACGUGAAAGAUGUUAUCGUUGAGAAGUAUCCUGUUGUUGUUGAAUCGGUUGAAGCUUAUUUACCAGGAUUAGUUGAGAAUUCACAGAAGGCCAUAAGUGAAGUUUAUAUAACAUCAGUUUUAUAUUUCAACAGAGGUGUAGACUAUCUUAAAAAUGAAGUAUUUGUGGGCCAACUCUCACCAGAAAACAUGCAGAGAGUGGUUGUCGAAGCAUUUAAUACGACACAACAAAAGGCUGUUGAAUACUACCACUGGAUUUAUAAAAAAGUUCAGACGAGCAUCAAAUGAAAUACGUAUGUUGAUUAAUUAGGUUUUUCAAUUUAUUUGAACCAAAAAUCCGUUACUACCACACCAACUUAGGUUCAGUUUCAGAAAUAAUUUUGCAUACCCCUGUAUACAAGAUCUAUUUCGAAUGUUUGAUAUUAGAACUUGCAGAUGUUUGUGACUUUACUGUUAAUAUUUUCAUAGGAAUCGUUUGGUUGCGAGAUAUUGAGUACAGUACAAAAAUAAGUUUGUUGGUAGUUCUGCUGGACAGUAAUAAAUCUACAAUUUUUUAUACAUUUCUUGUCUUUGGUUAUAGGGUGAGAAACUAGAUGAAUGAAAGCGUACUGCUAAGACAUACUAUUAUUUAAGUUUAUUGUUUUAAUUUAUAAGUUAGAUGUGCAUGUAGAGAAGCGGUGUGUAAUUAGGUUCCAUGAAAUCUCGUAACGUGACAGUUCGUAACUAUACAAAUUCGUAACUCCAACCUUUAAUUUUUUUAGCAAAUUUAGUAUUACUGAAUUUAAUAAAAAAAUCAUUUUGCAUUCCUUUGUAUACUAAAAGUAAUGGUACUUUUUUAAGACGACUUUUUUUUAGAUAUAUUUCACACCAAUUUUUGCAUAUGUUCUUGUUAAUAUGACAACUAAAGAAUACAUUUUUUCAUUUUCAACGAAAACAUUUCGUUUAUAAAUUCGCAAAAGUGUGUGUGUUGUUGCGUUGCCGCUCGAUGGAUUCUUAUGUAGUUUUUUCUUCUGAAUCCAAAUCUGAAAACGGCAUUUCGAUAUUUCUAACCGUCUUCGAGAUAAUCGACCUCAAAGUCUAAAAUGUGACGUCACGAUCGUUUUAUUUUCUGCCGACACACUACACGUCCAGCUGAAAUCGUUGCUAUUAAGUAGGCUAGUUUUUUAAUCUCGAUUUUUUAAGCAAAGCACAGGUUAUUUACAUUUGAGUUUGACACUUCGUGAAUGUCAAACUAAAUUUUAAUUAAGUAUUAAUAAAACAUCAAUGACAUUUGAUAGUGAAUUUAAUUAUUAUAUAAAAUAAAUAAGAUGUCCAAAAAUACAAUUUGAGUAUAGUUUAAAAGCAAUAAUUUAUUAACAGCUUUAAAAAGGUUUAUACGAGUAUACGGCCUCCCCUUUAUGAUAAAUGGACUGUUCCAUUUGCUAUGAAAUUAAAAUAUGGUCGGUUCGCUAAACUCGACACAACUGGCCAAGUGAUUUUAGUAGGUAAUUUUUUUGUUUUUUGCGAAUUUUGCCAAAAUUGGGAAAAUUACUAAUUAUUUAAUAAUUAUUAACUAAUUAGUAAUCAUUUUUUUUGCCCAAUUGGAAAAAUUAUCGACUAAAAUCACUAGCCAGUUGUGUCUGAGUUAAGCGAACCGACAGUAUAUGAAAUAAUAUUGUUUGGUAUAAAAAAUUAUGGUCUGAUAUAUGCAAUUACAUUCUUCUAAUGGAAAAAAUAUUUGAAGAUUUUUCUCAAAUUAUGGAUACCAACAACAUUUUCAUUUAUAACUCUUUUAUUUUUAAUGUGACGAAAAAAAAGUUAUUCUUCAUAAAAAUCUCUUCAUGUUCUAAGAUUUAUGAUGUAACCAUAUAUAAAAUUUUAUUAAUUUUAUACGAGGUAUAUAAAAAAUAUGAAUUUCGAUCAAGAGUAAACUACCUUUAUAGUUCAUAACAUUUAAAUUAGAAUGAUAUAAUUGCACAUUAAAACAUAAUUAUUAAUUCUAAACCACUUUUCAUAAUAGCAAUUUUCCAUAUUAUGAACUAAAAUGCGUAUAUAAACAAAGUUUUCGUUAUGAUAAUGCUCGCAUUUUCAGCUUGUUUAUCCUGAAUUAGAAUUAUCAUUUUAAAGUAGUAAAACUACUGUUAAUGGUAGAUUAUAUUUAUUUUAAGAAAUAAUUUUCAAAAUAGUAUAUUUCUCCGCGAAAUAUGAAAAAUGUUUUAACCUGAUGCUCGUUCGUUAAAUUGACAAAACGUAAUUUCAAUUUUGUAACUGUAAUAAAAGUUAUUUUCCACGUGAACAAAAAUAAACAGAAUUUAAUUUUGACGUUACGAAUAUGUAUAAUAUGUAGUUACUGUCGCCGUUACAAAUUGUUCUUUACCAUUUGUACAGUUACGAACUGCCGCGUUAAGAGAUCACGGUCACGGUAUAAUCACUAUUAUAUGUAAAACUGUCAUUUUAGGGAAGCAUCACAUGUUAGCAUAUGAAUAUUUUUAAUUAAUAUAAGUCAUGACAAUAUGAACAAAAAGUGAUUUUAUAUUGUUUUAACUUAAUUUAUUUAUUAAAAAUUUUUGAAAACUAAAUUUACAAUUUAUAUUUUUACCACUCUGCGUAAACAGCCAAUAAACAAAUUUUUGUUUGACUUUUCUCCAACCAAUUUUUAUUAAAACAUAGAAAACUAGAACAUUGCAUUUUGUCAUUGAUUUUUAAACCUGGUGUAAAACUAUCUUAGUGGUAGUAGUAUUGAAUAAGGAAACAAGUCUGUUGUUUUAAGUACUGAUUCAUUCAAAGGUAUGUAAUAUUUUGUAAUUUUUAUCAAUUUUUUUAUAUAUUAAUUAUUGUCAGGAUUUACUUUGUUGAAAUAUAUAAUUUAUUACUUAA
Molecule: messenger RNA, 4636 nt
Organism: Diabrotica virgifera virgifera (western corn rootworm)
Lineage: Eukaryota; Metazoa; Arthropoda; Insecta; Coleoptera; Chrysomelidae
Gene: Tmem214
Product: transmembrane protein 214
Exons: 10
Coding region: 128-2068 (646 amino acids)
Cellular component (GO): Golgi apparatus; endoplasmic reticulum
Source: RefSeq, a predicted model, not a curated record